CCAGUUCUGCAAGGGGGUAGGAGAUCCAUAGGUCAGAGACCCACAGGAAGACCAGCCAACAGGCAGCAACGGUUACUGCCUCUCACCCAGUGCUCUGGUGGGUCAGCAGAAGUUCAAGGACUCUCCUCUGGACUGCUGGUAUUGUCUUCUGUUGUGGCUCAUUGUAAUCUUACCACAAGAAAAAGAUCACUGGAUGGCCGCCUGCAGGUAUCUCACCGAAAGGGUCUCCCCCACGUCAUCUACUGCCGGCUGUGGCGGUGGCCGGAUCUUCAUAGCCAUCACGAACUGCGUGCCAUGGAGAUGUGUGAAUACGCAUUUAACAUGAAGAAGGAUGAAGUCUGUGUCAAUCCGUAUCAUUAUCAAAGAGUGGAAACACCAGGUACACCUGGUGCCCUGGAUGUUCUAGGAUGUGUGCUACCUCCAGUCUUGGUGCCAAGGCAUGCGGAAAUUCCAGCUGAGUUCCCCCCACUGGAUGACUAUAGCCAUUCCAUCCCAGAGAACACCAAUUUCCCUGCAGGCAUCGAACCACAGAGCAACUACAUUCCAGAGACACCCCCACCUGGCUAUCUGAGUGAGGAUGGGGAAAGCAGUGAGCAUCAGAUGAAUCACAGCAUGGAUGCAGGUUCUCCAAAUUUGUCUCCCAAUCCAGUGUCCCCUGCACACAAUAACUUGGAUCUACAGCCUGUUACCUACUGUGAACCAGCAUUCUGGUGUUCCAUAUCCUACUAUGAGCUCAACCAACGCGUUGGAGAGACAUUCCAUGCUUCUCAGCCCUCUAUGACCGUCGAUGGCUUCACUGACCCUUCCAAUUCAGAACGCUUCUGCCUUGGUUUGCUGUCCAAUGUAAACCGCAAUGCUGCAGUGGAGCUCACCAGACGGCACAUUGGAAGAGGAGUGAGGCUGUAUUACAUUGGAGGGGAGGUGUUUGCCGAGUGCCUUAGCGACAGUGCCAUUUUUGUCCAGUCUCCAAACUGUAACCAGCGCUAUGGCUGGCACCCGGCCACCGUCUGCAAGAUCCCGCCAGGAUGUAACUUGAAGAUUUUCAACAACCAGGAAUUUGCAGCCCUUCUGGCUCAGUCUGUGAACCAGGGCUUUGAGGCUGUCUAUCAGCUGACUAGAAUGUGCACCAUCCGAAUGAGCUUCGUGAAGGGCUGGGGUGCUGAAUACAGGCGGCAGACAGUCACAAGUACUCCUUGCUGGAUUGAGCUCCAUCUGAACGGCCCGUUGCAGUGGCUGGACAAGGUCCUGACACAGAUGGGCUCUCCAAGCAUCCGUUGUUCCAGCGUGUCUUAAAGUUGAGGCAAGAGCCAAGACUUGAAAAUGGGAUAUUUUCAAUUCAUGACCAAGAACAAAAUACAUCAAACUCUUUAAGAAUUCACCUGUCCUCCUUCUGAAUAACUGACAUCCGUGAACAUUAGGCUUGUGGCCAGUUUCCCAGUGCCUGAUCCUAUACAGUGACCGGUCCUUUCUUUCAGUGAAAGAUGUUCCAGCACCGUGGAUGUGACUCUGAAGUAACUCUGCUUAUGGAUCUUGUCCCAGCUGUUGGCCUUUCAGUUGUACUAAUUCUUCCAACUGAAGUAGCAGACAUUUUGACCCACUGCCAGUUUGGGGCGCUUGUUUGGGAUGACCUCCUCUUGCAAACACUGACGUCUGGGGUCUCUCUGUACAGAGCUGCUCUUGGCAGCAGUUCUCAGGUGGGAGAGAGGAAGACAAAAGUCCUCAUCUUCUCCCCACCAUCACUUGAUCAGGAAACAUUCACCUGUGACUGACAGGUGAGAGCAGCUCAAAAAGGACCAAGAAAGCUCUUAACAUUCCUUUUUAAAAUAUUUGCUUCUGCCUCUACAUGUCCCCUUGCUUGUGUGCCCAUCUCAGAUACACCAUUUACAGAAGCAGCGAGGAAAACCCUUUGGAUUAAAGUCUACCCAUCCACAGGCGAGGGAAGAAAGUUGAAAUUAACGGAAGAAAUAUUUUCCUAAGAGGAAUUUAAUCAUUGUUUUGUAGUAAGGAAAACAAACAUUGCUGUUUUAUCACAGAGAUCUCAGAGAUGGGAUUAACUGUAAGAAAUUUAGAUAACCCCUCCACCCCUCAACCUGCAUGUUUUCUGGAGUUGCUUACUGCCAGUUGAUCUUGCCAUUUCUUUCAGAGGAAUCUGGCAUUGGGACCUUUGUUGCAUUAACUCCACCAACUUAGGUGUGUCCUCCCAAUGUAUUGACUAUUAAGGUUUGUUUCAAGGGAUCUAAGAGUUCAGUAGGAGAAACUUUCAGAAAAGAGAAUUAGCCAGUCUUACUUCAGUGGGCUGACAGUCAGAGAGAGGCUCAGCCUAAAGGGAUUCGUGUUAGAAACAGAGGUUAAGAUCAAAUGGCUCACAACAAAUUCAGCCCAGUGUGGGAUUUGGGACACUCUUUUCAAUGGCUAUGUAAUCACCUUAGUCACUUAACUGCUCAAUGCAAAUUAAUAUUCACCAUUCCCAAAGACAGGCAACAUCAGUUAUAAAUAAGAAAUGCAUGAUCAGCUACUGUGCAGUUCCAAGUUCCUAAUUCCAGCCUUAAUGACGGGACAAUUCAAUGCAUUGUUGGUUCUCAGUGUCUGAGGAACAGAUUCAUAGUCAUGCUUACUGCCCUGUUAAGACCACGUCUGUGUGUAUUGGUCAGUAUUCUUGACUGUAAGGACAAAACCAGAGUGUGGUAGCCAUGUUGAUGAAAUCUAGCAAUGACAAAUGAUCUGUUUCCAGACAGGAUGUGUGCCAAGCUCUUGGGACGGACAUCCAAAUCUCCUCUUUCUAUAUUUUCAAGAACUUCUCCUCUUUUAUAUUUAGCAAGAGCUGAGAGUCUCAGCACUAUAGAGGAAUAUGUCACUGGCCCUUUAGACAAAGAAAAGUUUUUAACAAGUUCUCAAGGCUACCACAUAAAGAGUUCCCAAGCUAAUCAUAUGACCCAGCUUUUGGGCACUGCUUAUGAAAAAAAAUAUUUUGGGUGGAUUUUGUGCCUGAGGAAACAUCUGGAAGCACUGCUUAGGAGAUGCCACUUAAGGUAUAAUGUUUUUACAUACAAAUUUAAAACAGGUAUAUGUCCCUUCCAGCAUGUGUAAUUUACUGGCAUGGCCGCCUUCAUGAGGCUUCAUUGCUGUGAAUGGAAGUUUGCAAGAACGUAACCCUCAUGCCUUUUGUUGGAGAAGACCAUGUGUGGAUUAUCAUCAAUAGCAAAAUUCAGAGCCAGAAAAAUAUCUUAAAUCUAGUUGCAUCUACUACAGAAAAAUGCCAGGUAUUUCUUUUUAUAAGUGUACAGGGAUGCAUUAACAGCUCUUAAGACUAUGAAUUUAUAAAUGAUUAUCCUGAAAGGCUCAUCUCCAUAUAUAUGUAGAAAAAUAAAGAGGGCACUGUAGAAUUUCCCACUUCCUGUAUACCAUAUGAUGGUGAAGUGCACAGGAGAUGGUUGUUGUAGGUUUUUCGGGCUGUUUGGCUGUGCUGUGGCGGUUUUUAUUCCUAACGUUUCGCCAGUCCCUGUGGCCGGCAUCUUCAGAGGACAGGAGCUAGAAUUUUGUCUGCAUGCUGAACAUAGACGGGCAAAAUGUGAGGAAGAAAAACCUUAAGAACACGGCCAAACAGCCCAAAAAACCCACAACAACCAUCAGAUCCCGGCCAUGAAAGCCUUCGAGAACACAUUGCACAGGAGAGUCUGAAAGUUAUUUUCCAGAGAUGGUUUUACUGCUUCAAUGAGAAAAAAGUGGCUGGGUUUUUGUUUGUUUUAGUGUUCUGCUGCAACAUUUGUAAGCUGCAGAGGGUAGUAAUUUCAAAUAAGUUAUUUGUUAACUUUCUUAUAGUUAUCAUAAAUUUAAUUUUCAGCUCUUUUCACUCCAGAUCAAAUAUUCUCUCUUAAGCUGUUGUACAGAUUUUAGUUGAAGAGGCACCGUUGGCUUCCAGUGUGUUUGUCAGAAGAUGGCUUUUUGGUUAACUUUAGAACAGCUAGUUAUUUCACAACGUCUGCAUCAAGGAUCCACCUUUCUUUCAUCAUAUGUUUUUUAUCUGGGACACUACAAUGCCAUGGAAGCCAGUGGGGAUGUUCAUGUUAAUAAAGCUAUUCUACUUGUAUAGAUGUAUCUAGCGACCCUAGCCAUUUAUAACUGGAUGUUGUUGUUUCCUUGGCUUUGUCAUAUGUACAUAUUCUGCCUUUGAUAUUUAUUCAUUACCCACGGUGGGAGUGGGGAGAGUAAAUAUUCCUAUUUAGUCUACAGGGAACAAGCAGAAGAGGAAUUCUCAACCUUAAAAAAAAACCAAAAGAGUAGUAAAUACAGUACUUCCCUUUGUAACCUGUCAUGUCUUACUAUCUUACUAGGUAUACUUUAACUCAAGCCAAAUUUUUCAUUGGUAUGACUUCUCUAAGAAUCCAAUUACAUUUGGAUUAAGUGUAUCUUUUAAGUGUAUCCAGUUUGGUGUGAUAAGCUUGCUUUAUGUCUUUGGACCAUACAAGCUGAAGCCAUCCCACAUACAGCAAAACAGAUAUCGGUGGUUGCGUCCCUCUUAGUGGAACUUUGUAGUUUCCUAUAUUAGUGAAAUGUCAUUUAUGGAAGGUUCCAAAUUUUAAAGGAUAUAUGUAUAAUCUUUGCCAUUUCCUCAGAAUGCAAGCAGUGCCUUCAGGUAACAAGGUUGAAUGGAAAGGCUUUCGUUAUUUUUAACGUGGCCAGCACACUUUGUAGCCAAAUAUUAGAUCAUUCAAUGAGAUUCACCAAAGCACCUAGACAACAGGGACUUUCAAAGCUUUCAUACUUUUAUUGCAGUUUUGUGUCCUUUUCUGAUCCACUGGUGGGGUCUUCUGUGAGCCAUACAGCUACCUGUGCAGUUUGAAACCUUUUUAAAAAACUGCCUAAGCUACUUCUUUUUCCUACAAGGAUGAAAAACUUCCUUUCUGGGUACAGGAUGCAAUCCAGCAAAAUUUACUCAAGUGCACUUAAUGUUCUUGCAUCCAUACAACAUACUACUAGUGCUUCAUUCUGCCUUGCCUAGUAAGGUUCAAGAUAGGACCUUGGCAGUGGUGCUGUCCAGUUCUGGCUUCCUCCACUCCUUCCAUUGACCUGUUGCUUAGUUUUCCAUCCCACUCUGCUCUGCUUUAGGCAGGAAGGGUAGGUGGGCAGUGGGAUAAGGAAGGAAGCAUGUGGGGUCUAUUGUUCUUCUCUUGAGCUGCGACUCUGUUGAGAUGAGCACCAUGUCAGGAGGGAUAUUUCCUUGCCCCAGUAAAUGCUCAGCCUCUUUUCUCUUCCACAGAGGAAGCCCUUAGAAGACAGCUCAUGCCCCUCCCGACCAGACCUGUUCUGAUCUAUGCAGGGCAUGUAUGUCUUCUACUGCAGGUUAAAAAAGCCACACACAUUUAAAUGCCACAUGCAGAACUAUUCAGAGCCCCUCAUCAUUUGAAAUAAUAUGUACAAAACAAGUCUGUACAAUGCAUGAACUGCAUAGGGCCAGGAACCUUGCAGAUUCCUAGUUCUGUCUGGAAGCGCACUUCAGAGUGGAGACGGAUGAAUCUGUGAGAUCAGCUUUCUUCCUUAGAAAGAAAAAUUGUGAGGAGAUAGGUUGUCCCAUUUAUAAUGUAUUAGCUCUGACAAAUUUGGAAUGAAUUGAACAACAGUGAAAAUCCACACCUGCCUAAUCAAGAGGUAAAGCUGUUCCCAGCAUUGAAAGGAUAAGAUCAUGGUGUGUCCUACCUGCUUUACAGAUAUCAAAGAUGAAAAGCCUACUGGAAAUAAAGUGGAAAACCUAAUUCAGCACCACAAGCUCUGCUGAAUACACAGAAGUGUCAGACCUGGGCGUUUGAAAUGUAAGCACUCAGAGCUUUUUGCCAGAUGGAUAAAGCUGUCUUAAUUCAUUCUCCUUAUUUAAAAUUUUAAAACAUUAACUUCUUUGUCUUAAUUUUGAAGAAUGUGUGAAUUUGGUAAGUUUUUAUAAACAAUAAAAUCCUUAUUCAUCCCUUGUUUUUUAUUUAUAUUUUUAUAUGCCCAUAAUUUUAAAUUGUGCAGUGCUCUGAUACAAAUAAGAACCCCUACUUCAAAUGGGCUAAUCAUUUUACACAAUUCUGAUUCUCAGUGGCACUGAACCUUAACCACUUUCCCUACUCCCAGAGCAAAAGAGCACUGCUUAGAAUAUCCUAAGCAUUUAGGUCUUGCUUGUAGUUUUCAGUUUCCUGUGCCAUAAUAAACUUCUAAAAUGAGAGGCAUUUGGACUCAAGCUUAUCGCUGCCUGAAAUGAACUCUGCACAUGUUCAGAAGCACUCCUCUUUUAAUGUCUCUGUGUUUCUGACAUUUAAAAUAUACUCUGGCACCAGGUUCUGGCUCAAAUAAAACUCUGCCGGUGCCAAAAGUGUACGUACAUGGGUGCAAGUUGAGAGAGGAAAUGAGAACACUGUGUGGCUUUUUAAAUCCAAAUUUUUAAUACUUUUUUUGACAGAUAGCAGCAAAAUAUGCCAUUUGAUUGUAUGUAUCUAUAGUAGAACCUCCAUUUAGCUGUGCGUGCCUUGGCUAUUGAAGAAGGAGCUGUUGGGUUCUUCUCAUUUAUUUGAGUCACUAGCCGGCCCUUUGACUGUUUCACUUCGGUUUAAGUCUUCUACGGCUGCUGGCAGGCGUAUCCAGAUGGCUUUGACUAUUUUUGGUGACAGUGAUGAAACUAUUUUUUGUUUUGUAAUUUAAUUAACAUUGAUCCAAGUUGCAGUAUGUAUUGCUUUGCAUUUUUUAAAGUUAAGGCUUGUGCUAUUAAUAAAUUAGUAGCUAUCACUUGCUGGAGUAAUUGGAAAUCUGCCUGUGGCAGGUUGGAGAUCUAAAUAUGGUCUCAGUUGGAGUCGGCUAGCUUAAGCCUUUCAGGGGUAGUCAACAAAAGUUUAUAAAAAAUAAAUCCAAAUGUGAACCAACUCUAAAAGCUACCUGUUAAAUCCCCAUUUCUGGACUAAACAAGCAAGAUGUAGGCUAAAUUGCAAGAGGGGUGUAAAGAGCAAAGCAGCAGGUAGGUCUUUCUACCUCUUGGUAUUUCAAGGGGUAAAUGGGGUAGCAGGCUGUAUCACUGAUUAAAUUUCUCCUGGUAGAAAGAUACAUGGUUAGCUCCUUUUAUCCAGUAGCAAAAUUUGAGCAGCAUUUAAUAUAGCUUUAUGUAUUUAUUUAUGUAACUCUGUAGUCAGCUCAGAUCUUUAUUUGAAAGGAUUUUUGGGAUUGGAGCAUUAACAAUUUCAUUUGGUGAAGUUUCUUUUCUUUUUUGAACACACUACUGAUGAAGCCAGACUUGGAAAGCUCUAAAUACUAAUCCCAAGCAGGAAA
Messenger RNA from Pogona vitticeps (central bearded dragon), 7290 nucleotides. The record is from RefSeq and is a predicted model, not a curated record. NCBI's taxonomy places the organism in Eukaryota, Metazoa, Chordata, Lepidosauria, Squamata, Agamidae.